Molecule: messenger RNA, 914 nt
Organism: Chenopodium quinoa (quinoa)
Lineage: Eukaryota; Viridiplantae; Streptophyta; Magnoliopsida; Caryophyllales; Amaranthaceae
Product: calmodulin
Exons: 2
Coding region: 179-628 (149 amino acids)
Molecular function (GO): calcium ion binding; enzyme regulator activity
Source: RefSeq, a predicted model, not a curated record
AAAAAUUUAUUUGUGAUACCCUAAAAAUAAAUAUAAAUAUAAAUAUUUAUAUUUACCUUUAUUUUUAGUUUCUUACGGUUUUCCUAAAGUUGAGAUAGAUAUUCAUUUUUUGGAGAGAGAAAAAACAAGUUUUUGUUUUUAGAGAGAAAGAGGAGAAGUUUUUUAGAGAGAGAAAAAAAUGGCGGAACAACUCACCGACGAACAGAUCGCCGAGUUUAAGGAAGCUUUUAGCUUGUUUGACAAAGACGGCGAUGGCUGCAUCACCACCAAGGAGCUCGGAACAGUGAUGAGGUCCCUUGGUCAGAACCCUACUGAGGCAGAGCUUCAGGACAUGAUCAAUGAGGUUGAUGCUGAUGGAAAUGGUACUAUCGAUUUCCCAGAAUUCCUCAACUUGAUGGCCAGAAAGAUGAAAGACACCGAUUCUGAGGAGGAACUGAAAGAAGCUUUCCGUGUCUUCGACAAGGACCAGAAUGGCUUCAUCUCUGCUGCUGAGCUACGCCAUGUGAUGACAAACCUUGGUGAGAAGCUUACGGAUGAAGAAGUUGAUGAGAUGAUCCGUGAGGCUGAUGUCGAUGGUGAUGGACAAAUCAACUACGAGGAGUUCGUCAAAGUCAUGAUGGCCAAGUAAGGAUUUCUCUGGUGGUUGGAGAAGGGGGAAAAAGUCAAAUUUGUAAAAUGGCUUAGUGAAUUAUUAUGGGACCUAUAGCUUUUUUUUUCAUUAGUAAUUUCUGAUGCAUGGAAACCAGACAUUUUAGAGAUGUUGUGGUUAUGUGAUUUCUGUUGAUCCUUGUUUACCCAUUACUGUAAUGAUGUCUUUUCUUGGUGACUUUAUGUUUUCUUCUGGUUUCUAUUGUAUCCGAUUCGCUUGGGAGAACCAACUAAUUUUGAUGAAUGGCUUGACUCAUUUUCUCUGA